AUGGUCAACUUCACCGUCGAAGAGAUCCGGGGCCUCAUGGACCAGGCUGCCAAUAUCCGAAACAUGUCGGUUAUUGCGCACGUCGACCACGGAAAGUCCACCCUGACCGACUCGCUCGUCCAGCGCGCCGGCAUCAUCUCAUCCGCCAAGGCCGGCGAACAGCGUUUCACCGACACACGCCCGGAUGAGCAGGAGCGCGGCGUGACCAUUAAGUCUACCGCCAUCUCUCUAUACGCCAGUCUCACGGAUCCCGAGGAUAUGAAGGAUAUCCCGCUUAAGGUCGAAAAGAACGAUUUCUUGAUCAACUUGAUCGACUCUCCGGGCCACGUUGACUUCUCUUCCGAAGUCACAGCCGCUCUGCGUGUCACUGACGGUGCCCUCGUCGUCGUUGACACUGUUGAGGGUGUGUGCGUGCAGACCGAGACUGUGCUUCGGCAGGCUCUUGGUGAGCGUAUCAAGCCCGUGGUGAUCAUCAACAAAGUCGACCGUGCCCUUUUGGAACUGCAGGUAUCCAAGGAGGAUCUGUACCAGAACUUCUCCCGUGUCAUCGAGUCAGUCAACGUCGUUAUCGCUACCUACUACGACAAGGUCUUGGGUGAUGUCCAGGUCUACCCAGACAAGGGCACUAUUGCGUUCGGUUCCGGUCUGCACGGAUGGGCCUUCACGGUCCGCCAAUUCGCCUCUAGGUACGCCAAGAAGUUCGGCGUAGACAAGAACAAGAUGAUGUCGCGUCUAUGGGGCGACAACUUUUUCAACCCGAAGACCAAGAAGUGGACCAAGACUGCUGAGGGUGGCGGUGAGCGUGCCUUCAACCAGUUCGUUCUUGACCCCAUCUUCAGGAUAUUUGGCGCAGUCAUGAACUUCAAGAAGGAUGAGAUCCCGAAGCUCCUUGAGAAGCUGGAGAUCAAGCUUACCAAUGACGAGAAGGAUCUGGAGGGCAAGCAACUGCUCAAGGCUAUCAUGAGGAAGUUCCUCCCCGCUGCCGAUGCUCUUCUGGAGAUGAUGAUUCUCCAUCUCCCUUCCCCUGUCACUGCGCAGAAGUACCGCAUGGAGACUCUCUACGAGGGCCCACAUGAUGAUGAGAACGCCAUUGGUAUCAGGGACUGCGAUCCUAAGGGUCCCCUCAUGUUGUACGUCUCCAAGAUGGUUCCGACUUCCGACAAGGGUCGUUUCUAUGCUUUCGGCCGUGUCUUCUCCGGCACUGUCCGAUCAGGCCUCAAGGUCCGCAUUCAGGGCCCCAACUACACCCCGGGCAAGAAGGAGGAUCUGUUCGUCAAGGCUGUCCAGAGGACGAUUCUCAUGAUGGGUCGUUACGUUGAGCCGAUUGAGGAUGUGCCAGCCGGUAACAUUCUUGGUUUGGUCGGUAUUGAUCAGUUCUUGCUCAAAUCUGGUACUCUGACCACGAGCGAGACCGCCCACAAUCUCAAGGUCAUGAAGUUCUCCGUCUCCCCUGUUGUCCAACGCUCCGUAGAGGUCAAGAAUGCCAACGAUCUGCCGAAGUUGGUCGAAGGUCUCAAGCGUCUGUCAAAGUCCGAUCCUUGCGUGUUGACCUUCAUCUCCGACUCUGGCGAGCACGUCGUUGCUGGCGCUGGCGAGCUUCACUUGGAAAUCUGCCUGAAGGAUCUGGAGGAGGACCACGCUGGUGUACCCCUCCGCUUCUCGGAUCCCGUCGUCCAGUACCGUGAGACAGUCGGUGCCAAGUCAAGCAUUACCGCGCUGUCGAAGUCACCCAACAAGCACAACCGUCUCUACAUGAUCGCUGAGCCGCUUGCCGAGGAGGUCUGCAAGGAGAUUGAGCAGGGCAAGAUUGGGCCGCGCGACGACUUCAAGGUCCGCGCCCGUAUCUUGGCCGACGAAUACGGCUGGGACGUCACCGAUGCGCGGAAGAUUUGGUGUUUCGGUCCAGACACCAACGGUGCCAACUUGCUCGUCGAUCAGACCAAGGCUGUCCAGUACCUGAACGAAAUCAAGGACUCCGUUGUCUCUGGUUUCCAGUGGGCGACCAAGGAGGGCCCAGUUGCUGAGGAGCCCAUGAGGGCCAUCCGCUUCAACGUCAUGGACGUUACCCUUCACGCCGAUGCCAUCCAUCGUGGCGGUGGGCAGAUCAUCCCAACGUCCCGUCGUGUGCUGUACGCUGCGGCACUGCUUGCCGAGCCGGGUCUUCUCGAGCCCGUCUUCUUGGUCGAGAUCCAGGUGCCCGAGCAGGCCAUGGGCGGUAUCUACGGCGUGCUUACACGACGGAGAGGUCACGUCUUCGAGGAGGCUCAGCGUCCCGGUACCCCUCUGUUCAAUAUCAAGGCCUACCUCCCCGUCAAUGAGUCCUUCGGUUUCAACGCCGAUCUUCGCUCAAACACGUCCGGCCAGGCCUUCCCACAGUCAGUGUUCGACCACUGGCAGCUACUACCCGGUGGCUCGCCGCUCGACCCGAGCACCAUGCCCGGCAAGGUCGUGCACGACAUGCGCAAGAGGAAAGGUAUCAAGCCUGAGGUCCCGGGUGUUGAGAAUUACUAUGACAAGCUAUAA
Molecule: messenger RNA, 2523 nt
Organism: Coniosporium apollinis CBS 100218
Lineage: Eukaryota; Fungi; Ascomycota; Dothideomycetes
Product: elongation factor 2
Exons: 6
Coding region: 1-2523 (840 amino acids)
Biological process (GO): translational elongation
Cellular component (GO): cytosol; ribonucleoprotein complex
Molecular function (GO): translation elongation factor activity; ribosome binding; GTP binding
Source: RefSeq, a predicted model, not a curated record